This is a messenger RNA of Mauremys mutica (yellowpond turtle), 1926 nucleotides long. Its product is annotated as inositol polyphosphate 1-phosphatase-like. Gene Ontology annotation, molecular function: inositol-1,4-bisphosphate 1-phosphatase activity. Gene Ontology annotation, biological process: phosphatidylinositol phosphate biosynthetic process. The record is from RefSeq and is a predicted model, not a curated record. The transcript has 6 exons. The coding region runs from base 262 to 1584 and encodes 440 amino acids. NCBI's taxonomy places the organism in Eukaryota, Metazoa, Chordata, Testudines, Geoemydidae.
UCCUGGGUUCUGUUCCCGGCCCUGGCAAGGGGGCGGGGUCCCUGGGAGGGAGGCGGACUCCGGACUCCUGGGUUCUAUUCCUGGCUCUGCGCUGAUUGGCCGGACCCCCCCUCCCCGUGCCUCGAUUUCCCUGGCGAUAACCGCUGUGACUAGCUGGGGGAGGGUCCGAUCCACACCCGGGCACUCCCGACCUCGACGCCCAAGCACCUGGCGGGGGUGUGGGGCAGCCCGGCCCCGAAGGGGUUAACCCCGCGGCGUCACAUGGCCGGGCGGGGACCCGCCCCUCGCGGGGGUGUCGGGACGAUCCCACCCGUGAUCCGUCAGCGCCCGCGAGCGGCCGCAGCAUCCCUGAACCCGGCGGGUACGGGGGGGGCCGGGGCUCGGGGUCCCUGCCUGGGGGAGCUGCCCGAUGCUGCACUCGAGGGGGGCCUGGCUUUAGAGCCCCGCUCCACCAUGGCGGCCCUGCUGAAGAGCCUGGUGGGGGCGUCGGAGAAGUCGGCCCGCAUCGCCCAGCUGUGCCGCCAGGAGGAGGCGCUCUUCCAGCUGCUCAUCGAGGAGAAGACGGGCACCGACAAGAACAAGAAGUUUGUGCAGGAUUUCAAGACGCUGGCGGACGUGCUCAUCCAGGAGGUCAUAAAGCACGACGUGGGCAAGGAGUUCCCGGAGCUGCACGGACACAUCUGCGGGGAGGAGUCGAACCAGUUUGAGAACAGCCUGGGAGAGACCCUGGAGGUGCAGGUGUGUGCGACCCAGCAGGACACGGCCUCGCUGCUCUUUACAAUCCUGGACCGGAACCGGCCGGCGGCCGAGCUGCUGGCAGCGGCCAUCCACCAGGAGGUGGUGCUGCAGGACCCGGCGCUGGACGCUGUGGCGCUGGCAAUCCCCCCGGAGAGACUGGCCAUCUGGAUCGACCCCAUCGACUCCACCAAUCAGUACAUCCGCGGCCAGGCCAGUGUGGCACCCAUCGGUGGCAUCUGCCCGUCCGGGCUGCGCUCGGCGCUGGUGCUGAUCGGGGCGUAUGACCGCAGCUCGGGGGACCCGGUCCUGGGGGUCAUCAACGAGCCGUUCUUCCGGGAGGAUCCCCUCACCCACAGGUGGCAGGGUGUCUAUCACUGGGGCAUCUCGUACCAGGGCACCAGCCUGUCCUCGCUGCGCCGGCCCCCGCUGCGCCCCGAGCCCUCCGUCGUCCUGAGCAGCAGCGAGACGCCGGCGAUCCAGCGGGCACUGAGGCCGCUGUACGGGGAGCGGCUGCGCUUCGCCUCAGGCGCCGGCUACAAGAUGCUGUGUGUGAUCCUGGGGCUGGCCGAGGCCUACGUCCUCUCGGAGGGCAGCACCUUCAAGUGGGACUCGUGCGCCCCCCACGCCAUCCUGCGGGCCCUGGGCGGAGGGAUGGUGGACCUGGAGGCUGCCCUGCAGGCCUGGCGCGCUGGCCAGCGGGGGGCGCUGCCGGAGCUGACCUACCACCAGCCUGCGGGGGGCGCCGUGGGGGCCGAGCGCUGGGCCAACCGAGGAGGCCUGGUGGCCUUCAUGCACCGGGAACACCUGGAGGUGGUGGUGGCCACGCUGGCCACUGCUGCCCUGUGACCCGCAGGGCACUGCCUGGGGGGCAGGGGGAGCCUGGCCCCGCCCAGCUCCAUGUAUGGGGUUGGGGGCAGGCUGGCACCAAGGAAGCAAAGGGGGGAGGUUGGAGGGGGCAGGGGGCUGCAGGCGGCCACUGCUCCCAUCGGGUGCCGCAGACCUGACGCAUGGGGCAAAGGCCCCAGAGAGGUGCCAACCCCCCUUCCCCUCCAGAGCCUUCCAGCCCCACCCCCCUGCUAGUGCUGCGGGUGCUGCCGGUGCUGAGCUCGCCCGUUUGGGCCAGCCUCCGCGGGGGGGCAUUGCCUGGCCCCCAUUAAACAGUGCGUUUCGUUUCCCGCCCUCUCGCCU